This is a messenger RNA of Rattus norvegicus (Norway rat), 1800 nucleotides long. It is a transcript of the gene Aqp3, whose product is annotated as aquaporin 3 (Gill blood group). Bases 66 to 944 code for a protein of 292 amino acids. Gene Ontology annotation, biological process: urea transmembrane transport; transmembrane transport. NCBI's taxonomy places the organism in Eukaryota, Metazoa, Chordata, Mammalia, Rodentia, Muridae. The transcript is spliced from 6 exons. The record is from RefSeq and is marked validated. Gene Ontology annotation, molecular function: channel activity; transmembrane transporter activity. Gene Ontology annotation, cellular component: plasma membrane; basolateral plasma membrane; membrane.
CUGUGCCCUGCGCUCGCCACUUCGCACCCGCACGCCCGACCGACCGCGCCGCCGCCUGCCUCGCCAUGGGUCGACAGAAGGAGUUGAUGAACCGUUGCGGGGAGAUGCUCCACAUCCGCUACCGGCUGCUUCGCCAGGCUCUGGCGGAGUGCCUGGGGACCCUCAUCCUUGUGAUGUUCGGCUGUGGUUCCGUGGCUCAAGUGGUGCUCAGCCGAGGGACCCAUGGUGGCUUCCUCACCAUCAACUUGGCUUUUGGCUUCGCUGUCACCCUUGCCAUCUUGGUGGCUGGCCAAGUGUCUGGAGCCCACUUGAACCCUGCUGUGACCUUUGCAAUGUGCUUCCUGGCACGAGAGCCCUGGAUCAAGCUGCCCAUCUACACACUGGCACAGACCCUCGGGGCCUUCUUGGGUGCUGGGAUUGUUUUUGGGCUCUACUAUGAUGCAAUCUGGGCCUUUGCUGGCAAUGAGCUUGUUGUCUCCGGCCCCAAUGGCACAGCUGGUAUCUUUGCCACCUAUCCCUCUGGACACUUGGAUAUGGUCAAUGGCUUCUUUGAUCAGUUCAUAGGCACAGCAGCCCUUAUUGUGUGUGUGCUGGCCAUUGUUGACCCUUAUAACAACCCUGUGCCCCGGGGCCUGGAGGCCUUCACUGUGGGCCUUGUGGUCCUGGUCAUUGGGACCUCCAUGGGCUUCAAUUCUGGCUAUGCCGUCAACCCAGCUCGUGACUUUGGACCUCGCCUUUUCACUGCCCUGGCUGGCUGGGGUUCAGAAGUCUUUACGACUGGCCAGAACUGGUGGUGGGUACCCAUCGUCUCUCCACUCCUGGGUUCCAUUGGUGGUGUCUUCGUGUACCAGCUCAUGAUUGGCUGCCACCUGGAGCAGCCCCUGCCUUCCACUGAGGCAGAGAAUGUGAAGCUGGCCCACAUGAAGCACAAGGAGCAGAUCUGAGUGGGCAGUGCCACACACACACACCCCCCCACUGCUCACUCUCUUGAGUGUCCACUGACUGUGUGGGGGACACCCCAUAAAAGCCCCCUUGUGAUGCCUCUCGGGCUAAAAACGCUCCCUGUAUCCACCCCCACUGGAUGGCCCCUCCAGAAUUCCUACUGAACUCUGCCAGCUAGGGGAUUAGGUUCCCCUCUUAAGCCCAAGUAGGAUAGCAAGUAAGACCAAACAUCCUCUUGUUUCUGAAAAGGAAGAGGAUGUGGAGAGAGAGAGAGAGAGAGAGAGAGAGAGAGAGAGAAAGAGAGAGAGAGAGAGAGAGAGAGAGAGCAAGUGUAUGUGUGCUGUUCUCCAGGCUGAAAGCAAGGGCAAGGGACCAAGUUUUCAAAACAAACUAGCAGCUCAAGGGAACCCAGGGGAAGGGAGAGAGUGAGUCAGGAAAGUGCCACAGUAUACUUGCUUCAGGGACUCCAGUGUGGAGGUGGACCCAGGAGUGCGUUUCUAAGUAUGUAUGUGUCUACUGAGUUUUCGAAAUGGACUUCUAGGCUUAGGGAGCGGGGGAGGCAUAAGAGGGGCGUAGCUCACAUCUGGAGCUGUGAUCCUCAACUAGGGGCUGUGUAUGUAAUAUGUUUCUGUUAUAAGAUAGACAUUGGGAGGGGCUAAAGUCCUGGUCAUAAGUUUCAUAAUUUGUUUUUUUUAAAUAUAUAAAUAUAUACAUACAUAUAUAUGUUACAGUUUUAGGAAUAGGGGUGGGAAACUCCACUUUUUAAAAGGGUCUUCCUUCCUUUAAUCCCCCAAUCAACAAUGUACUGUUGCCUUUUAUAUAUAAAGAAAAGAAUAAAAUGUAUGCAUUUGACAGGAA